Anoplophora glabripennis (Asian longhorned beetle) is the source of this 1654-nucleotide messenger RNA. It is a transcript of the gene emei, whose product is annotated as transmembrane protein 161B. The coding region runs from base 109 to 1596 and encodes 495 amino acids. The transcript is spliced from 9 exons. The record is from RefSeq and is a predicted model, not a curated record. NCBI's taxonomy places the organism in Eukaryota, Metazoa, Arthropoda, Insecta, Coleoptera, Cerambycidae.
UUUUUAGGUUAGGUCAUCUAAAUAGGUAGUUCUAUAAAUACCUAAUAUUUCUGGAGUAUGGAUUUCAAUAGGUAAAAGUUAAAAUUUUGUGGAUAUUAACAGUUUAAAAUGGCUCUUCUUGGAGCACAGCUAGUCAUAACUCUUAUUAUGAUAAGUAUUAUACAAAAACUAGGACCCCAUUAUUCUUUAGCUAGAUGGCUGUUAUGUUCUACAGGGCUUAUUAGGUACUUGUACCCCACAGACAAUGAAUUACGUCAAUUAGCUAAUAUCCCAAAAGAAAAAUCGAAAACUAAGAAAAGCAAUAAACUACAAUCUAAUGGAAAGAAUAAUGUAGAGACAUUUCAUUUUCCAAGAUCAUUAGAUGUAAAAUUGGAGACUGCCAAAGUAACAAAUUUGGAUAUAAUUCAUUUACGGUUUUAUUUGGAAUAUCAAUGGCUGGUAGAUUUUUCCAUUUAUGCUGCAAUUGUAUAUACAGCAACAGAGGUUUACCAGAUGUGGUUUCCUUUAAAAGAUGAAGUCAAUCUCAGUAUGAUAUGGUGCUUUCUUGUAAUAUUAUUUGCAUUAAAACUUUUAUUUGGCUUGACAAUACAGUAUUUUCAAGGAGAAGAAUCUGUGGGUGAAAGAUCCACGUGCAUUGUUAUGGGAUUUUUAUAUCUAGUUAUCUCUAUGAUAGUACUAAUCAUUGAUGAAAAUGUUCUUGAAAUUGGUUUAGAAAAUGCCUAUAAUAGCUUUAAUGAAAGUGCUUCUGCUUUUUUAGCAAAACAAGAACUAUCUUCAGUGGGCCCUGCAUCCAAAAUAGUACUAAAAUUUUUUAUAGCAGUAUGGUGUGGCAUAUUAGGAGCUUUGUUCACUUUUCCUGGACUGAGGAUAGCCCGAAUGCAUUGGGACCUUCUGAAAUAUUUUAAAGAGGAUAAAGUAAAACAGAUUUUACUAAAUCUAGCAUUCGCGUUACCUUUUAUCUUAGUAAUUCUGUGGAUAAAACCAGUUUCAAGGAAUUAUCUAACAGAGAGAAUAUUUGCUGGAAAAACUGCACCAUUAUUGGCAGAGUCAUCAUUUGAUUCCUUACGAGUGAUAGCAAUCGUGGCAACUAUGUGUCUCAAAAUAAUCUUGAUGCCGUGGUACCUGCAGGCGUAUUUAGAUAUGGCAUAUCACAGAGUUGAGGACCAAAAGAAAGAAGCAGGUCGGAUAACUAAUAUUGAAUUUCAAAAGAAGAUAGCAGCCGUCUUCUAUUACCUCUGCGCCGUGACACUGCAGUAUGUAGCACCGAUUAUUAUAUGUAUCUAUUUAUCAUUGAUGUAUAAAACUUUGGGAGGGUACACGUGGAGUGGUUCAAUAAACGAUGCUAAUUUGGACGAAUGUCCAAUGAAUAGUGAAAAUAAUCAACCUAGUAUAGACCCCUUUCAAACAUCAGAUGAUGCGGGAACAAUUACAAAGACAGCAGCAGAUUUUCAUCUUACCCUGGAAAAUUUGAAAAUGGUUUUUACAACCAGCGUUUAUAGAGGGUUAUUUGGAUUUUCUACUUGGUGGUGUUGUUUUGUGUAUUUUGCUGCAACUUCAGUAGGACUUAUUUAUCAGUCGUACUUUUCAACUGUGUAAUUUAUUUUACCUAUUUGAUUCUAUUAAAGCUGUUUCUUUUUUUAUUAAAUGUUAAAUU